AUGCUGCACAGCCAGUCCUAUGUGCACCUGGUGCUCCAGUAUGGCGGCGACUUCUGCAUGGAGCAAGUGCUGUCGAUUCAACCAGGCCGCCAUUUGUCCAGGGACGAUGCCGUGGACUGCACCAUCCAGAUCGCGAGUGCUCUGUCCCACUGCCACGCCAAUGAUGUUACUCACGGGCAGGUGUCGCUGAGGCAUGUGUCGGUAGAGAUGGCGAGGAAUCGGCUCGUUUGCCGCCUGGUGGACUUCAGCAUGGCAGCCCACGUUCCAGACUCCAGCACGCGGGAGACCAUGUGCGGUUCUCUCCCGUGCGUCGCUCCGGAGACAGCGCUGGGGGAGCCGUACUGGCCCAAGCCGGCAGAUUGUUGGAGCCUAGGGGUGGUGCUCUUGGAGACCGCUUGCGGGCAAGGCUCGCUCGAGCUCUCGGUGCCAUGGCGCCGUUGCGCACACCUUGUGCAGGCCAUGCGGGAGAUACUCGAGUUCUUCGCCCAAGCCGGCUCCCAUGCCCAGGCGAUGGCGAGCAUGGACGGCGUGCACGACGGAGCGACGUUGGCGUGCCUGGAGGAGUUGCUGAGGCCCGAGCCCCUCCGCAGGGCGAGCGCCUCCGUCGCGGCGGACGUGCUGCAGCCAGGCGCGUGA
Messenger RNA from Prorocentrum cordatum, 636 nucleotides. Lineage: Eukaryota; Dinophyceae; Prorocentrales; Prorocentraceae. The record is from the annotation of a GenBank genome assembly.